Messenger RNA from Linum tenue, 2852 nucleotides. The record is from the annotation of a GenBank genome assembly. NCBI's taxonomy places the organism in Eukaryota, Viridiplantae, Streptophyta, Magnoliopsida, Malpighiales, Linaceae.
AACGGCGGCUAUGCCGACUGUUGAAUUCGACGGCGACGACUCCAUUGCUCAAGGAAAUUGUCCGCCGAGGAAGAGGGUGCAGAAAGCGAGAAGGGAAGGAAGAGUAAAGAUCGAGACGGAGAGAUAUGGUUAGAUGGGCUAGUGGACUAAGCCCAAUCAGAUCUUUGGCGGGAGCCGGGCCCUCGAGAAAAGAAACUAAAAAUAAGAAUUGCGUAAUAAUACUUCACUUCCUCGCCUGUUGAAUCCUCCGAACGGCGAUUCUGUAAAGAGGAAGGCAAGAUUUGAUUAAUACUUCACUUCCUCGCCUGUUGAAUCCUGUCCCCCCUAAGCAACCCACCAACUGAGUUUCAAUUCACCAUUUAUCGCACAUCUGAAGCCAGCCUUCGAUCAGCAGCAAACUCGCAGAUUGGGUGUUCAUUGUGCUGCGGCAAGGGAGCCUGCCAAACCGAAGGUCGGAGGUGGUUAUAGGCUGUUUUUUCUCUCUCUGUAUACUGAAAAAUGGCGUCUUCCCCUGCUGAAUGGAGAAGGGUUGGUACGAUCUUGAAUCAUUGAUCAUUAGCGGCCUGGUGGAGUUAGAUCAGACAACAAACGACUGCAGCGAAGAGCAAAUUCUGUACCUCUCAAUCGCUGUUCAUCAACAAGCAGAUGGACAGCAGGAAGGUCGUCGUCUGCGACAAUGGAACUGGGUAUGUCAAGUGUGGAUUUGCUGGAGAGAAUUUCCCCACUUCUGUUUUCCCAUGUGUGGUGGGGAGGCCCAUGCUUCGAUAUGAAGAAUCUCUCAUGGAACAACAAUUGAAGGAUAUUGUUGUUGGAGAAUCGUGUGCGGAAUUGAGGCAUCAACUGGACAUAUCUUAUCCUGUCAACAAUGGAAUCAUCCAAAAUUGGGAUGACAUGGGACAUGUGUGGGAUCAUGCAUUCUACAAUGAACUUAAGAUAGACCCAUCUGAGUGCAAGAUUCUGCUCACUGAUCCACCUCUUAAUCCCAAAAAGAAUCGUGAACUGAUGAUUGAGACCAUGUUCGAGAAGUAUAACUUUGCCGGGGUCUUCAUUCAAAUCCAAGCAGUGUUGACAUUGUAUGCCCAAGGUUUGCUUACUGGACUUGUUAUCGACUCUGGUGAUGGUGUCACUCAUGUGGUUCCUGUUGUUGAUGGUUACUCAUUUCCUCAUCUUACGAAACGGAUGAAUGUUGCUGGUCGGCACAUAACGUCGUAUUUGAUUGACCUUCUUUCACGGAGAGGGUAUGCAAUGAACAGGAAUGCUGAUUUUGAAACUGUUCGGGAAAUGAAAGAGAAGCUUUGCUACAUUAGUUACGAUUACAAGAGGGAAUACCAACUGGGACUUGAGACUACGAUUCUUGUCAAGCAUUAUACUCUGCCAGAUGGAAGAACCAUUAAAGUUGGUACAGAACGGUUUCAGGCACCUGAGGCUCUUUUCACACCAUUUCUGAAACUUAGGACUGCUUCCCCUUUUGAACAGGAACUUAUUGAUGUUGAAGGUGAUGGAAUGGCUGACAUGGUGUUUCACUGCAUCCAGGAAAUGGAUAUCGAUAACAGAAUGACGCUAUACCAACAUAUUGUAUUGAGUGGAGGAAGCACCAUGUAUCCUGGCUUGCCUAGCCGCUUGGAGAAGGAAAUACAAGAUCGGUACCUUGAUGCGGUUUUGAAGGGAAACAAAGAUGGGUUGAAGAAAUUACGAUUAAGGAUUGAGGAUCCACCACGAAGAAAGCAUAUGGUCUACCUAGGAGGUGCGGUUCUUGCUGGCAUUAUGAAGGAUGCACCUGAGUUCUGGAUUAGCAGGGAAGAUUAUCUAGAAGACGGAGUUGAAUGCCUGAACAAGUGUGCUCAAGCAUGAGUUUUGAGCCCAUUUUACCUGCAUUCCUCGUGUUAUUUGUAUACCGCCUUUUUUUAUAUGUUCUCCAACUGAACUUCCUCUAUUUGAGUUCAGUUUGAUUGUAUGAAGGUUUUCGCAAUUGUUGUGGUCUAGUUGAGUUCGUGGCUAAUGGUGGAUUUUGUUAGAUGUUCCCUGAAGUGUGUUCUUCUGAUAUAGGCAGACAGCAAAAACAAAUGUUGCUGAGAACAAUCUACAAUGUACCUCUUUGCAUUAUGCAACAGAAAUGUCACAACAUUAAUGUCAAAGGAUUAUAGAGUACAAAUUCCUCAGUAGUAGAGUGUUCUAGGGCAUAGUUCUCAGCCAAUACACUCAGCACCUUAAUUUGUAAAGCGAGGCUAGCAUAUUAGCUUACUCAAUACUCAUGGUAACUUUGAGAUAGCGAUCUCCAUAAAAUAUCUUCAUGCACCAUUGACCUGUAGUUGGCAGCCUGCAAUCAACUUAUUGCACUUUAGUGCACCUUUCAGAAGCAAUUUGCUUGCCAUUGUGUGCAUAAGUGAACUUGCAAGUUCAGCCUUUGACUGAACUGAAUUCCAGAAUCAUUGGAAGAGCUAAGCAAGAAUGCAAGGAUGUGCUCCCCAAAAACCAUCAUCAAUUAUGUUGCAGUGUUGUACGACUAUCUUGCUGCAGCCAUUCUCCUCUUCCUGCAUAAAGCCGAGGAACCAAGGCGUAACAUUUCGCCUAUAGUAUUGUAGUCAAUACCAAAGUUAUUAGCUAGCAGUUCCAUUUUCUCCUGUGAUUGAGUACCCUUCAAGAUCUGCUGCGCGUCACUUCUACUUUUGCCUGACUUAACCAGCAUCCAGAAACAAGUAUUAUAUUGAUUGUUUAUAUGGCAAUCUACUUGCCUCCAUGAUAAAUAAUCUCGCAGGAUCUCUGUUGAUGGAUAGCAGACAACCCUUCCAUCAAAUGACGGCUGACAAAACAUACCUCGGAUUUGUUCUUUGAAGGUGACUGCUUCUCUUCAA